CGCCUGCGCGACUCACAGUCGUGCACACUGCGUACGUUCUCCAACGGAAAAAUGGCGUCAGUCACGAAUUAUAGCAGCUACAACCAGGCUGGUGCUCAGCAGUCGUAUGGCACCGCAUACACCACCCCUCCUCCUCAGGGCUAUGCACAGACUGCACAGGGUUAUUCUCAGCAAGAUUAUGCCUCGUAUGCUCAACCCGCUGCUGCAACUGAUUCCACCUACAGUCAGGCAGCGCCCUCUGCUGGAGCGUAUGCACAACAGCAGUAUGCAUCCUCAUAUGCACAAGCAGCAACAACUGCAGCAGCAGCAGCAGCCGCGGCGCCAGCUGCGUAUGGAACUGCACAGCCAGGAGCUUAUAGUCAGCCUGCGCAGAAUUACGGGGCCAGCAGCUACAGCACCUCCACUGCGGCCCCUGCUGCCCAGGCCUCCUAUGGCUCCCAGCCCGGAUACUCCACCCAGGCGGCCUAUUCUGGCUACAGCCAGCAGCCUGCUGCCUCUGCUCCUCAGAGCUAUAGUGCAAGUGGCCAGCCGGCCUACAACCAAGGUGCUUAUUCCCAGCCUGGAGCUUAUUCUCAGUCUCAGGGUGGGUACCAGGCUCAGCAGCCGGGCUAUGGGCAACAGCAGCAGAGCAGCUACGGCCAGGGACAGCCACCUCAGCAGCACCAGCAAGGCCCAACUGCUGCCUACCCUCCUCAGGGGAACAGUUCUUAUGGUCAACCACCAUACGGCCAGCAGAGUGCAUCACAAAACGAAUACAACCAGCAAAGUGCUUAUAACAGUUACAGUCAGGGUGGUGUGAGCGGAGGCUACCCAGGGUCACAGCAGCGGGGUGGAUACCCAGGAGAUUCCGGCAGAGGUGGUUAUGAUCGUGGAGGUCCUCGUGGGCGUGGGGGUAUGGGCCGCGGAGGCAUGGGCAUCGCUGGAGACAGAGGGGGCUUCAAUAAGCCUGGUGAAGGCAUGAGGGGUGGAAUGGAUCGUGACAUGGGACGUCCAGGAGAGCAGGACUCUGAGAACAGCACCAUCUACAUCACAGGCCUCACUGAGAAUGCAACUCUACCAGAGAUGGCAGACUUCUUCAAACACUGUGGAGCCAUACGGAUAAAUCGGCGUUUGAACCAACCAGCCAUAAACAUCUAUACCGAUAAAGACUCUGGCAAACCAAAGGGAGAUGCCACACUGUCCUAUGAGGAGCCUGCCAUUGCCAAAGCCGCUGUCGAAUACUUUGAUGGUAAGGAAUUCCAAGGCCGGAGGCUAAAGGUGGCUAUGGCUCGCCGGAAACCUAUGAUGGGAGGUAUGAGAGGAGGAAUGCCAAUGAGAGGUGGCCCUGGGAUGGACCGUGGAGGAAUGGGAAGAGGAGGAGAGAGAGGUGGUUUCCCCCCCCGUGGAGGCCCUCGAGGUGGAAUGGGUUGGAAUGGUCCUCCUGGAGGCAAUGUGCAGAAGAGAGCUGGAGACUGGGAGUGUCCCAGUCCUGGAUGUGGAAAUCAGAACUUCUCCUGGAGAACGGAGUGUAACCAAUGUAAAGCUCCAAAACCUGAAGGCCUUGGAGGUCCGUCCUUCCCUCCUGGAGGUGGUGAUCGUGGCAGGGGUGGAAUGAGGGGCGGCAGGGGAAUGGAUCGUGGUGGUCCGGGGGGCAUGCGUGGAGGCUGGGGAGGGGAUCGCGGUGGCUUUAGAGGAGGCCGUGGUGGUAUGGACCGGGGUGGAUUCAGAGGAGGUAGGGGUGGUCCUCCCAUGGACAGAGGGGGCAGGAGAGGCAUGGGACCCCCAGGCAAGAUGGAUAUGAGGGAUCAUCGUCAGGAGCGCAGAGACAGACCCUACUGAGAUCGUGCAUCAAGCAAAAGGAAAUUUACAGAGAAAUUUUAGUCAUUUUUAUUUAUGAUUCCAUAUUUAUACAUGGAGAUCUUUUUGUUUGCUUUUUGUUUUUAAUUUCAGUAACACUUUGUGGUUUUAGUUGAACCUUUAGUUUUUUUUUUUUUGUAUGCAGUAAUGGUCUUUUUUCCUUUUAAGAUACUCGGUUGCCCUGUAGUCAGCGUUUUUGGGGAUGUCAGUCUUUUGUCUCUCUAUGUAACUGUACUUUUGAACUUUUUUUUAAAAAAAAAAUAAACUUUUCCACCUCCA
Messenger RNA from Carassius carassius (crucian carp), 2115 nucleotides. Its product is annotated as RNA-binding protein EWS-like. Gene Ontology annotation, cellular component: nucleus. Gene Ontology annotation, molecular function: transcription coregulator activity; RNA binding. Gene Ontology annotation, biological process: regulation of DNA-templated transcription. The transcript is spliced from 16 exons. NCBI's taxonomy places the organism in Eukaryota, Metazoa, Chordata, Actinopteri, Cypriniformes, Cyprinidae. The record is from RefSeq and is a predicted model, not a curated record. The coding region runs from base 52 to 1818 and encodes 588 amino acids.